CGAGAGGACAUGCCACUGAGGCCACUGCCAGGCUGCAGUGGUAGCACUUCUGGAGAGUACCUAGGUAGGAGUAAGGCAUAAGAGAGACGGUCCCCAGCCGCCGUUCAGUAUAUGGAGGCAAUAGUAUUUGCUGCCGGAGCUUCUAUGUACACCUACUAAUCACUGGACGAAAUCUGUCGCCAAUCUGGACAAUGGCAACCGUAUCGUCAAUGCCUGAUGCAGAAAUCCCAAGAGGCGGGUAUGUUGCUCCGGACCUUGUCGCCGCGUCCUCCACGGCAUCCCAGACCCCGGCACCAUUGGACUCCGGUGAACUAGAGUCGCGUGCCAACGAGUAUCUUUCGCAAGAAAAGUUCAACCGGAGCUUCACACUCCCAGCCACAGACGCUCACGGAGAACUUGCUGUAACCUAUGCGGUGGGCGGCGUGGAUAGCGCUGAUGCGCCAACAAUGCUCUUCAUCGGCGGCAUGCUUGGAGGAAGAUACUUGGCCUCGAUUGCCGACUAUGUAGCCACCAAGUAUGGCAUGAGAAUCGUCGUCACUGAUCGGCCAGGCCUCGGUGGCUCAACUCCUGUGAAGCCAUCUCUCCGUCUUCCUGUCUGGCUAGAGACAGUCCCAGUACUCAUGCGCACCAUCAAUGCCCGGCAUGUGUCGCUCUCCGCGCAUAGCUGCGGGGUCAUAUACGCCUUCAACACGAUCUAUAAAAUGCCGUGGAUCUUGCCUCCGUCCAAUCGAAAGUUAUAUCUAUUCUCCCCAUGGGUUCCGCCUGAACACUCUGGGGUAACUCCUCUGGCUAUAGCGUCACAGUUACCGGCUGCACUUAUCAACAGUUUCGACAGCAUCAUCCGCUUUGUGAACAAUACCGUUAUGCCUACUGUGCAUUUCUCGAGUGUGAUUUCGGGCGCUGUGUCUGCUCCGUUUUCCAAGGGCCGCAGAGAUAACCCGACAGACAGCGAGCCGCCCGCUCAGAAGCAUGAACGCGAUGAUUUAUGCCGCGAGUACUGCGGAGGAUCGGCUGCUGAGAUUAUUGCACGGUCCAAAGUGAUCACGCGGCGCGUGUUCAGUGAGAGCACCCGUGGCUGUAACCACGAAGCCCUCUUGUGUCUGCGGAAGGAUGUUGCUGGCUCGUGGGGUCCCUGUGACAACUAUGAAAGCUACGCUGAGGCGCUGGAGGCGAGACUGCAAGAAUAUUACCGGUGUGCAGAGAGUGAAGAGGGCUAUUCAAGUCGCUUCUCAGCAGAGUCGAGUCCGGAGACUACCCAACACCGAUUUGCUUUGAAAGUAUUCUGGGCUGAAACCGAUAGGAUGAUUGGCAAGAAAGGCGAGGAAUACUUUGACAGGUGCUUCCAGCGCUUUGCCGGAGACGGGCAGACGAGUAAUGGUGAGCGUGAAAGCUGUAUUUCAACCGAAAGUGAAGUGAUCCCGGAUACUGACCAUGAUACUCUCUGCCUGCCGCAAUACGGCGCAAUAUCAACAAUCCUGGAGGAUGCCUCCAGGGGGUGAGACGAGUUGAUGCUACGUUCGUUUUGACCAUCUCUAAUAUCCAGGGGUUGCCGUGAGCAGUUUUGAAGCCUUGGGGCGAAUAGAUAGUAUAGAAAACUUAGGUCUAUACAAGGUGGAUAUGGUGACUGUUGACUCUCAUGUCAAACUGGUACGAACAUACAGUACGUUUUAAGAACCCGGUAUCGUGAAAAAGGUUAGCAACAG
This is a messenger RNA of Exophiala dermatitidis NIH/UT8656, 1703 nucleotides long. RefSeq lists its product as uncharacterized. Bases 192 to 1499 code for a protein of 435 amino acids. NCBI's taxonomy places the organism in Eukaryota, Fungi, Ascomycota, Eurotiomycetes, Chaetothyriales, Herpotrichiellaceae. The record is from RefSeq and is a predicted model, not a curated record. Gene Ontology annotation, molecular function: protein binding; RNA binding. The transcript is spliced from 2 exons.